GCCGCCGCCGCCGCCGCCGCCCACUCCAGCCCGGGGCCUGGGGCCGGCCCUGCCACGGUCGCCAGGGCCACCGCCAGAGGCAGGGCCGGGCCGGGCCGCGCCCGCAGUUUCACUUUGGCGCGUGGAGCCUCUGACUGCACCCGGCCGACCCUCCGCGUCCCCGCGUCUCCGCGCCCGUGUUCCCGCCCUCGGCCUCCCGUGGGGCUGCAGGGGAGCAGCCGUGGGUCCCGGCCCCGGAGGCACGCGCCAGACAGCGUCGUAUCCGCCUCAGGUCCCCCGACUGAGAGGCUGCGCCCGGGGGGCAGGCACCUGUUCGGCCCGGCCCCGCGCGGGAGCCCGGGGCCAGGAUGAAAGUGACAGUGUGCUUCGGGAGGACCGGCAUCGUGGUGCCCUGCAAGGACGGCCAGCUGCGCGUCAGCGAGCUCACCCAGCAGGCGCUGCAGCGGUACCUGAAGACCCGGGACCAGGAUCCUGGAUACUGGGUGAAGAUUCAUCACUUGGAAUACACAGAUGGAGGAAUCCUGGAUCCGGAUGAUGUCUUAGCAGAUGUCGUUGAAGAUAAAGAUAAGCUGAUUGCUGUGUUUGACGAACAAGAGCCACUCCAAAAGAUUGAGAGCCCCAGUGGAAACCCUGUGGAUCGGCAGAGCCCGGAUGCUUUCGACACAGAAGUGGCUGCCCAACUGGCUGCGUUUAAGCCGAUCGGCGGGGAAAUUGUAGUAACCCCUUCUGCUCUGAAGUUAGGCACUCCGCUGCUGGUUAGGAGAAGCAGUGACCCAGCACCAGGGCCCCAUGCUGAUGCCCAGCCAAGCACUGCAAGCCCCAGUGGCCAGAGCUUGAAACCUGUUGUUCUGGAUUCUGCCCAGAACUUGGAAAACAGAGACAUUAUGAAUGGUGAACAGACAGGGCUACUUAUGCUGCACAAAACGAAGAAUGAACUGAGUGAUAUGACGAGAGCUGUGGAGAUUUCUGGGGAAGGAGAUCCCCUGGGAAUACAUGUGGUGCCCUUCUUUUCAUCCCUGAGUGGCAGGAUCCUAGGACUCUUCAUCCGAGGCAUCGAAGAAAACAGCAGGUGCAAGCAGGAGGGACUAUUUCAGGAAAACGAAUGCAUUGUAAAAAUCAACAACGUGGAACUCCUGGACAAAACUUUUGCUCAGGCCCAAGAUGUCUUCCGUCAGGCAAUGAAAUCUCCCAGUGUGGUCCUCCAUGUGCUUCUGCCUCAAAAUCGUGAACAAUAUGAAAAAUCAGUCAUUGGACAACUGAACAUUUUUGGCAACAAUGACAGUGCUUCAAGAACAAAGGCACCACCUCCCGCCCGUGGGAAAGCAGGGCUAAAGGCAGUAAAUCCAACAAGAGCAAACAGCCCUGAAGGAGAGGAGUCGCCUUCCCCGCAGCAAAGCAAGAGCCCCCGAGUUCCAAGAUUAGGACGAAAACCUUCCUCUCCCUCACUCUCCCCUCUCAUGGGGUUUGGCAGCAAGAAAAAUGCAAAAAAAAUUAAGAUUGACCUUAAGAAAGGCCCCGAAGGACUUGGUUUCACUGUGGUAACUAGAGAUUCUUCUAUACAUGGUCCUGGUCCCAUUUUUGUAAAAAAUAUCCUACCAAAGGGAGCAGCAGUAAAGGAUGGCCGCCUACAAUCAGGAGACAGAAUUUUAGAGGUAAAUGGCAGAGAUGUCACAGGAAGAACCCAGGAAGAACUUGUGGCCAUGCUGAGGAGCACUAAGCAGGGAGAGACGGUAUCACUGGUCAUUGCCCGCCAAGAAGGGAGCUUCCUGCCCCGAGAGCUGAAAGGAGAACCUGAUUGCUAUGCACUCUCCCUGGAAUCAAGCGAGCAGCUCACCUUGGAGAUCCCUGAAUGAUUCGGCUCCGCUGGCCUUGGAGUUAGCCUGAAAGGGAAUAAAUCUCGAGAAACUGGGACUGACUUGGGGAUUUUUAUCAAAUCCAUCAUCCAUGGAGGUGCUGCUUUCAAGGAUGGCCGUCUCCGAAUGAAUGACCAACUGAUUGCUGUUAAUGGGGAAACUCUUCUGGGAAAGUCCAACCAUGAAGCCAUGGAAACACUGAGGAGAUCCAUGUCCAUGGAAGGAAACAUCCGGGGCAUGAUCCAGUUAGUGAUUCUGAGGAGACUGGAGAGACCACUGGAGGAGAUUUCAGAAUGUGGAGCACUUUCCAGACCAUGCUUUGAGAACUGUCAAGAAGCUCUGAGCGCCUCCAGGCGAAAUGAUAGUAGUUUAUUAUAUCCGUGUGGCACCUAUAGUCCACAAGAUAAAAGGAAAGACCUAUUGCUUCCCAGUGAUGGGUGGGCCGAGAAUGAAGUACCGCCGUCCCCGCCACCACAUCCCAGUCUGGAAUGGGGCCUUGAAGACUUCAGUCACAGCUCUAGAGUGGAUUCCACAGGAUAUUUUCCAGAUCAACAUGUCAAUUUCAGAAUUGUGACACCAGCUGGGCAGCCCGAAUCAAUUAACCUGAAAGCCUCCAAGAGCAUGGACCUUGUGCCAGACGAAAGCAAAGUCCAGUCACUGGCUGAUCGCAGGUCAGACUCUCCAGGCAAAGAUUUUGGUCCAACCUUGGGUCUGAAAAAGUCCAGUUCCUUGGAGAGCCUGCAGACCGCUGUGGCUGAAGUCAGGAAGAAUGACCUGCCCUUCCACAGACCCAGACCACACAUGGUGCGAGGCCGCGGCUGCAAUGAGAGCUUCCGAGCAGCCAUUGACAAAUCUUACGACGGGCCAGAAGAGGCAGAAGCCGAUGGUCUGUCUGAUAAGAGCUCUCGCUUGGGCCACACAGCUCUGAAUUGUGAGUCUGCCCCUCAGGGAAACCCUGAGCUAGACGAUGUGGAAAAUAAAGCCAAGAACGUCAAAAAAACAAAAGAGAAGGAGAAGAAAAAAGGAAAGGGCAAGAUGAAAGUCAAGGAAAAAAAGCAGAAGGAGGAACAUGAGGACACAGAGAGGAAAAUGAAGAGGAAGGGCUUCGGCGCCAUGCUGAGAUUCGGAAAGAAGAAAGAUGAUAAAGUUGGGAAAACGGAACAGAAAGGUACACAGAAGUCGGGGCACCCGGGAGAAGAAGAUCUGGGAAGAAUGAAGGAAGAAAGGGAGAGGAUUGGAGCAAAACAUCAGGAGCUAAGAGAAAAGCAGGCGAGAGGCCUUGUUGAUUAUGCCACUGUAGCGACUGGACCAGUGCACGAUAUAGACGACGAUGAAAUGGACCCCAAUUAUGCCAGAGUGAACCACUUUCGGGAACCAUGCGCAUCAGCAAAUGUCUUUAGAUCUCCAUCUCCUCCUCGAUCUGGAAUACUUGGUUACCCUAGGGAUGGACGCCCACUGUCUCCAGACCACUUAGAGGGUCUCUAUGCCAAGGUCAACAAGCCAUAUCAUCCACCAGCCCUAGCUGACAGUGGACGACCCAUGGCAGGAACCACUGACCGCAUCCAAAAGCUUCGGAAGGAGUACUACCAGGCUCGGAGAGAAGGGUUCCUUUUGUAUGAAGACGAAGAUGGAAUAACAAGGCCGUCUGACUAUGACCUGCACUGGGUGCCUGGAAAGGGUCCAGACGGGAGCACACACAACCUCCGCUUUGAGGGGAUGGAGCGGCAGUAUGCAUCCUUACCCAGGGGAAGCUCAGCAGAUCCCGUGGACUACCUGACAGCUUCACCCCGAGGGCGCUACAAUGAAAGAGAGCUUCCGUACUACCCAGGGCCUCAUCCUGUACAUUCCCCAAGAGGGAGCUAUCCCCGACCCCCGGAUCUGAGGGUGACCGAUCUACGAUACCCACAGUACUACCCGCCCCCACCAGCCCAUCAGCACAAAGGACCCUUCAGACAAGAUGUUCCUCCGUCACCACCUCAGCACCAGAGAGUACCAGUCUACCAGGAGAUGGGCAGGGCAGGGCCCCGAGGGGGCAGCCCUGACCAAUACCCCUAUCGUAACCAGGAUCCCAGGCAGAAGAAUCCCAUGACUGCAGCAGUAUAGCUGAGCAUCCCAGAGAUCUGCCAAGCAAGGAAGAUAUCCAGCAUCAUCUUUGCCGUUGCUAGAACCUAAGGCCUUCUCCGGGCUAAGGUGUCCCACGGUACAGCGUGGCUCUUGCUUCUUGAGGGUGCAUGGCCUAACUGCAUCAGAGGAGAAAAAAGGGACAAGGGUGUGGGGAUAUGGAUUCAAAAA
Molecule: messenger RNA, 4145 nt
Organism: Rattus rattus (black rat)
Lineage: Eukaryota; Metazoa; Chordata; Mammalia; Rodentia; Muridae
Gene: Pard3b
Product: par-3 family cell polarity regulator beta
Biological process (GO): cell adhesion; establishment or maintenance of epithelial cell apical/basal polarity; establishment of centrosome localization
Cellular component (GO): cell cortex; apical junction complex; apical plasma membrane
Molecular function (GO): protein binding; phosphatidylinositol binding
Source: RefSeq, a predicted model, not a curated record